AUGUCGUCGAUGCGAGGUCUCGUUCAGUUCAUUGCCGACCUCCGAAAUGCUCGCGCCCGGGAACUGGAGGAAAAACGCAUCAACAAAGAGCUGGCCAACAUUCGACAGAAAUUCAAGAACGAGAAAUUGGAUGGCUAUCAGAAAAAGAAAUACGUGUGCAAGUUGCUGUACAUCUAUAUCCAAGGAUACAAUGUCGACUUCGGACACCUUGAGGCGGUCAACCUCAUCUCCGCCACCAAGUAUUCCGAAAAACAGAUCGGGUACCUCGCAGUGACCCUGUUCCUGCACGAGCAACAUGAACUCCUGCACUUGGUGGUCAACAGCAUCCGGAAGGAUUUGCUGGAUCAUAAUGAACUAAACAAUUGCCUCGCGUUGCAUGCGGUUGCCAACGUCGGCGGGAGGGAAAUGGGUGAGGCCUUGAGUGCCGAUGUCCAUCGGCUUCUAAUAUCUCCUACAUCCAAGUCCUUUGUGAAGAAGAAAGCAGCCCUGACGCUCUUGCGCCUCUAUCGAAAAUACCCUGGCAUCCUCCAGCCGGAGUGGGCGGAGAGAAUAAUAUCACUGAUGGAUGAUCCCGACAUGGGAGUCGUUCUAUCUGUCACCUCUCUCAUCAUGGCUCUGACUCAGGACCACCCGGACGCCUACAAGGGUAGUUAUGUCAAGGCUGCCCAGAGGCUGCAUAAGGUCGUCAUCGAGAAUGACGUUUCCCCAGACUAUUUGUACUACAAGGUGCCGUGCCCGUGGAUUCAGGUCAAGUUUCUGAAGCUACUCCAAUAUUAUCCACCCUCAGAGGACUCGCGUGUUCGCGACAUCAUCCGCGAAUCGCUCCAGGCGAUCAUGCAAGCCGCAACGGAGACCCCGAAAAAUGUACAACAAAAUAAUGCCCAGAACGCGGUUCUUUUCGAGGCCAUCAAUCUACUGAUUCAUCUCGACACCGAGCAUCAGCUUAUGCUGCAGAUAUCCUCCAAACUCGGCAGAUUUAUCCAAUCGCGUGAGACAAACAUACGUUAUCUGGGACUAGAUGCGAUGACCCAUCUUGCUGCCAGAACCGAUACGCUCGACCCCAUUAAACGCCAUCAGAACAUCAUCAUCGGGUCUUUGCGAGAUCGCGACAUCAGUGUGCGGAGAAAAGGAUUGGACCUGCUCUACAGCAUGUGCGACACUUCGAAUGCUCAGCCCAUUGUGAAUGAGCUUUUGAAGUACCUCCAGACAGCUGACUUUUCCAUACGAGAAGAGAUGACACUGAAGAUUGCCAUUCUGACCGAAAAGUAUGCCACCGACGCGCAAUGGUAUAUCGACAUUUCUCUGAGAUUGCUUGCCAUGGCGGGGGAUCAUGUCAGUGAUGAAGUGUGGCAACGGGUUGUCCAGAUUGUGACCAACAAUGAGGAGCUGCAAGCCUAUGCGGCGCAACACAUCUUUGACUAUCUGAAGACGGAGAAUUGCCAUGAUAGUCUCGUCAAGAUCGGCGGAUACAUCCUGGGAGAAUUCGGGCAUCUGAUUGCCGACAACAAAGGAUCCAGUCCAAUCGAGCAGUUGAUGCUGCUGCAGACAAAGAUGAUCUCCGCGCCAGACCCGACGAGAGCACUGUUGCUGUCGACAUUCAUCAAAUUUGUCAAUCUUUUCCCCGAGAUCAAGCCGCAGCUGCUGCAAAUGUUCCACUUCUACAGUCAUUCCCCGGAUUCGGAGCUGCAACAGCGCGCUUGCGAAUACCUGACCAUCACCACGCUACCCACCGACGAUCUACUCCGAACUAUAUGUGACGAGAUGCCUCCAUUCUCUGAACGGGCAUCGAUCCUGCUUCAGAGACUGCAUAAGAAGAGUGCGGGAUUGAGCGAGCGAAGAACCUGGGUCGUUGGAGGCAAGGACGCCAAUACCGACAAGCAAGAGGUUCUCCUUGCGCAACAACCGACUGGGUUGAAACGGUCAUUUACGACUAUUGUCAAUGGUGGCACGGGCACAGUUGACACAAACGGGACGGGAUCAAGGAAUGCCAGCGGUGUACAAAACGGUGGUCACGGCAGUGCGUCGAAAGACCUCGAGGGCUUAGACAUGAACGGACAUACCACCGACACUACAGCUUUCAAUCUUGCCAGUACAGCACACUUGUCUCCAGACUGGGAGAUUGGGUAUGAGCAAAUGUAUUUUGGCAACAACGGCAUUCUGUACGAGGACCCUCAAAUUCAAGUUGGCCUCCGCGCAGAGUACCGCGGCCACCUCGGCGUGGUCAAGCUGUACUUCGCCAACAAAGCCUUGUUUCCCAUCGGGUCCUUCACGACGACCAUCGACAACAAAUCGGCGCCGAAUUUGAGAAUCGAUACAAAAACUCUCCCGGACUCCAAAGUCGAUGCCGACUCGCAGGUCCAGCAAACCAUAGUCUGUACGUCGGUGGCACCGUUCUCUGAACCUCCCACCAUUCGAAUCUCAUACCUCGCCGGCGCCCUGCAGGGGUAUACGCUGAAACUGCCGAUCCUGCCGCACCGGUUCAUGGACCCGUCGGAGUUGUCGGCCGAAGAUUUCUUCAAACGAUGGCGACAAAUCGGGGCGGGACCCUUGGAGGCACAGAGCACGUUCAGCGUGCGGACGCCGACCACGCCAAUGAGUGAUGCGUAUAUCCGGGACACCGUGGAAGGAUUUCGCUGGCGGAUUUUGGACACGGUCGACCCGAACCCGAGAAACAUUGUCGGCUGUGCGGUGCUCCAGCUGGAGAAGGGCAAGACGGGGUGUUUGUUGAGGCUGGAGCCGAAUCAACAGCAGAAAAUGUUCCGUUUGACCAUUCGGGCAACGCAGGAGAAAAUCCCCGGGAUCUUACUGAAUAUGAUGCAAGAGCGGUUGGCCAAGGGACCAUGA
Messenger RNA from Capronia epimyces CBS 606.96, 2844 nucleotides. RefSeq lists its product as uncharacterized. The transcript is spliced from 3 exons. NCBI's taxonomy places the organism in Eukaryota, Fungi, Ascomycota, Eurotiomycetes, Chaetothyriales, Herpotrichiellaceae. Gene Ontology annotation, cellular component: AP-2 adaptor complex; membrane coat. The record is from RefSeq and is a predicted model, not a curated record. Gene Ontology annotation, molecular function: clathrin-cargo adaptor activity. The coding region runs from base 1 to 2844 and encodes 947 amino acids. Gene Ontology annotation, biological process: intracellular protein transport; clathrin-dependent endocytosis.